Zea mays is the source of this 498-nucleotide messenger RNA. Its product is annotated as L-galactono-1,4-lactone dehydrogenase 1, mitochondrial. NCBI's taxonomy places the organism in Eukaryota, Viridiplantae, Streptophyta, Magnoliopsida, Poales, Poaceae. The record is from RefSeq and is a predicted model, not a curated record. The transcript has 2 exons. Gene Ontology annotation, molecular function: oxidoreductase activity, acting on the CH-OH group of donors, oxygen as acceptor. Bases 138 to 452 code for a protein of 104 amino acids.
UGAGACAAUCACAUCUAUUCUGACACAGUCACACUUUACAACUCUUGACUGCUUUGGAAAGCCUGUCUUGUCUUGCAAAACCUGGUUCUAUUUUACACCAGUCAUCUAUAGUCUCUGUGACCAACUCACUGGGAUCCAUGCAGGUUGGUAUUAUAAUGUAUCUGCCAACAUCUGAUGCUCGCCAAAGGAAGGAAAUCACAGAGGAGUUCUUCAGUUACAGGAGCCUGGCGCGAAGUCUCUGGGAUGAUUAUUCCACCUAUGAACACUGGGCCAAGAUCGAGGUUCCAAAAGACAAGGCCGAACUUGCCGAACUCCAGGCCCGGCUGAGGAAGCGUUUCCCUGUGGAUGCAUAUAACAAGGCACGUAUGGAGCUGGACCCCAACAAGGUGCUCUCAAACGCCAAGUUGGAGAAGAUGUUCCCAGUGUUGGAGCCUGCUCACCAGACAAAGUAAUCUCAACUACUCCUUCCCGGCGAGGAAUGGUCGCAGAAGGAACUGC